CGUAACUGCCACGAUUGCUGCGAAGAAGACGCUACUUCUAUUAGGAACAAGUGGUAAAUUGGUACUUCUCGGUAGCGCGAUGUUAACGAGGAAACCGCAUUAAUACGGGACUCUUCUCUCUCACAACGACGCGGCGUGGUUUUCGUUCGAUAUAAAAUAAGUUCGCGGAGACGGAACGCACGGAAGAAACAUGGGGUGCAAUACCAGCAAAGAGAGCGUCCAGCCGGCGGUGGAAGAAGCGAAAGAAAGCGAUUCCGUCAAGAACGGGGAUAUCUCAAAAACAGAGGAGCCAACGACAGAGAAGUCGUCGGAUAAGGAGAAGGAAAAAGAUAUAGAGGACGAGAAAGAGAAAGAGGCGGCGGCCACGAAAAUACAAGCGGUUUUCCGUGGACAUCACGCUAGGAAAAGUCUGAGAGCGUCAGAAACCUCGUCGAGAACCGACGAAGCGCCCUCGGAAUCUACAAAGGAAUUUACGGAAGAACCUACGAAGGAGCAGCUCCAAGAGGAAUUCUCCGCCGACGAUCAGGCGCUUUGCAACGCAGCGACAAAAAUACAAGCGACUUUCCGAGGCCACAUGUCGAGAAAGGAGCAGGCCGUCACAGCCGCUAAAUCAGCGAUGAACAAGGUUGAGAGCGCGGCUACGAAGAUCGAAGAAAAGAUGCAAGACGCCGUGAAUGAAUUAGAAGGGAUCGACCUGGCCGAUCCGGACUUGCAUAAGGCUGCAACUAAGAUCCAAGCGAGUUUCCGCGGACACAAGGUCCGUCAGGAAGUCAACAUCCAUUCUACUGCCGACGAAUCUAAAAAAUAAGACGCUUAAUUAAACCUCGAACGUAGGGAUGUGCUGGGAGAAAAGUUAUUAUUACUUAUUACAGCCAGUGCCAUUCUUAAAAAGGUUGAAACUCCAUCCCCCUUAUAUUUCCUAUUAUCUUACAUAAUAAUGUAGCAUCCGUGAAAAAAAAAAAAAAAAAAAAA
Molecule: messenger RNA, 972 nt
Organism: Pseudomyrmex gracilis
Lineage: Eukaryota; Metazoa; Arthropoda; Insecta; Hymenoptera; Formicidae
Gene: igl
Product: sperm surface protein Sp17
Exons: 4
Coding region: 191-808 (205 amino acids)
Molecular function (GO): calmodulin binding
Source: RefSeq, a predicted model, not a curated record